Messenger RNA from Melopsittacus undulatus (budgerigar), 1896 nucleotides. It is a transcript of the gene GLT8D2, whose product is annotated as glycosyltransferase 8 domain containing 2. Gene Ontology annotation, cellular component: Golgi apparatus. Lineage: Eukaryota; Metazoa; Chordata; Aves; Psittaciformes; Psittaculidae. The record is from RefSeq and is a predicted model, not a curated record. The coding region runs from base 418 to 1500 and encodes 360 amino acids. The transcript is spliced from 11 exons. Gene Ontology annotation, molecular function: glycosyltransferase activity.
CAGAUCUGAGGCUGCAUCAUCAUUCUACACAUCUGGAAGUGGUUUAUGGGCUCUCAUUCCUCCAGUGCAGCGUCUGGACCCUGUGCUAUUCCUCAGCAGCAGAGAGAGAAAACCAGCACAACUCCAAAGUAAACUUUGAAGAGUCUGAAAAAGGAAUUGAAUCUUAAAACUGUUACUGUGCCCUGUAAGGCCCUUGUGCGGGGGACUUCAAAGGAGGUUGAUGGUCAAGAAAGCUUUGGCAAGAGUGCUUACAUCUGUGGGCUAUUUAGGAUCCCAGUAAAUAGCUCUACAGCUCUUCAGGAGAGAGGAGUCCCGAAUACUGUGCUGCUUUGAAGAGCCCCUCAUUUUGUUACAGGACUUGGCAACUGAGUUAGGGGCUGCCAGGUUCCAGGAAUUAAUGUCUACAGUCAGGGAAAAAUGAAUCACAGUUCUCAUCCAACAGGACACAUGGCUCUUUUAAAGAAAAUUAACCAGAUCUUACUGUUACUUCUUGUCUUAACUGUAUGUGCCAUUCUGUAUAAUAAAGUUCACCAAGUGCCAUCUGCAUUAAAGAAUGAAACAGUUGAUUUGGAAAGUCCUGAGGAAAUGGAAGAAGAAAUCCCGGUUGUAAUCUGCGCUGCUGCAGGGAGAAUGGGGGCAGCUGUAGCAGCAAUCAGUAGCAUCUACAGCAACACAGAGGCUAAUGUUUUGUUCUACAUAGUUGGGCUGAAGACUACCAUCCCACAUAUUCGAAGAUGGAUUGAAAAUUCUAAACUGAAAGAAAUAAAAUUUAAGGUUGUGGAAUUCAACCCUAUGGUACUAAAAGGAAAAAUCAGACAAGAUGCAUCACGUCCAGAGCUACUGCAGCCUCUCAACUUUGUUCGAUUUUAUCUUCCUCUGCUUAUCCAGAAGCAUGAGAAAGUCAUAUAUUUGGAUGAUGAUAUCAUUGUUCAAGGUGACAUCCAGGAACUCUACGAUACUAAGCUGGCUCCUGGACAUGCUGCAGCUUUUUCAGAUGACUGUGAUCUGCCUUCCACACAUGAAAUGGUUAGAAGUGUAGGGAUGCAGAACACGUAUAUGGGAUUUCUGGACUACAGAAAGCAAGCAAUUAGAGAUCUUGGCAUCAAUCCCAGCACCUGCUCCUUUAAUCCUGGAGUAAUUGUUGCUAACAUGACCGAAUGGAAACAUCAACGGAUUACAAAGCAAUUGGAAAAGUGGAUGCAAAGAAAUGUGGAGGAAAACCUUUACAGCAGCACCCUUGGGGGAGGUGUGGCAACCUCUCCAAUGCUGAUUGUGUUUCACGGAAAGUAUUCCACUAUUAAUCCUAUGUGGCACAUAAGGCAUCUUGGGUGGAGCCCUGAUGCCCAUUACUCAGAGCAUUUUCUUCAAGAAGCGAAAUUACUUCAUUGGAAUGGGAGAUACAAACCUUGGGACUAUCCCAGCGUUCACACUGAUCUCUGGGAAAACUGGUUUAUUCCUGACCCAUCAGGGAAGUUCAAAUUAAUUCGGCUUGAUAGCUAAUAUGGAAACCAUUGCACCGUACCCAUGGUCUGCAGUACGUAAUAGUUUGAGAUGCAAAAUGUUGUGUAAUUAACUGAUUUUUUAGAAAGCUAAGGAUCUGUUAACUAGGUGAGUGACCAUCAGUUUUGUGUGCUUAUGGCUGGAAUAACAGGCUUUCAUGUAAAGUGAGGAAACAAGUUUACUCCACAGUAAUGUAUUUUUAUUAAAUGUUCACAGAGGUGAAAUUCAGUGCCAAGUAGUGUGGUUUAAUGUAAGGUCUUUAUAAGUGAGACUCCAAUGUCUGACGGUAGAAACACAGAAAAGACCUUUAUCAGCCCCAAAUGUUAUCCCAAGACUGCCAAGGCCACCACUAAACCAUGUCACUGAGGGCCUCAUCUACACAGUUUUUGAACACUU